AACCAACAACAACAACAACAACAACAACAAAAACGUCGGUUAAAUUGGAUUAAAUGUUUGUACUUGGAGCUAGAACACGUCUCAGUUUAUUUUUUGACGUGUUUUUUUUUAAGUUUACAUUAGAACAUGGUGUUCGCUAUAGAUUUUAAAUACGCACGCUUUAGUUCUAAAAGCGUUACACGCGUUUGACGUAUACGGGCAGGGGAGGGUGGGAAGAAGGAAGGUAAAAGUUUUAGGAGGAGAAGGACAGCAGGGUUGUUGUUUGUGUAGCUAAAUGUAAUCAGGGUAGUUGAGAAGUUGGCAUAAGCUGACAUUUAAGGAAGCGGUCCACCGAGAACUCCUGUACGCGUUUCGCGUUCUCAUGAACUUGUUACCCCAACUACACAAACGCAAGCCAUCAAGAGAACCUAAUCGCCGUGUCCUGGAAAGAAAUUUCAGUUCUGCAUCAUGGCUUCAGAUGCGUCUAGUGCCAUUGAUCUCCAGCCAAGGAAAAAUGAUGCCUUUCCCAAUCCUAAUGUUCAAGUGCCAGUCCCACCAGGAUAUGUGCCGCAGCAGACACCUGCCAUGAUGCCCAUACCUCAGAGACCCCUCGGCUGCCCUCCAGGACUGGAGUACUUGACCCAGAUUGACCAGCUUCUCAUUCAUCAAAAAAUCGAACUGGCUGAAGUUAUUUUAGGUUGGGAGACCUGUAAUAAGUAUUUGGUAAAGAACACGCUUGGGCAGCAGGUGUUCUUUGUGGCGGAAGAGAACGACUGCUGCAACAGGCAGUUCUGUGGCUCCUUGCGUUCCUUCAUCCUUCACGUCCAGGAUAACAUGGGUCAGGAGGUGAUCACCCUGACACGGCCUUUAAGAUGCGGUGGCUUCUGCUGCCCCUGCUGCAUGCAAGAGCUUGAGGUCCAGGCUCCAUCAGGCACCCCCAUUGGGUAUGUGGUUCAGAACUGGCAUCCUUACUUGCCCAAAUUUACCAUUCAGAAUGAGAGGCGAGAGGCAGUUUUGAAGCUUGUGGGACCAUGCUGUUCCUGUAAAUGCUGCUCGGACGUGAACUUUGAGAUCCUGUCCAUGGACGAAUCCAUAAAUUUGGGCAGGAUCAGUAAACAGUGGACAGGCUUCUUGCGGGAGGCUUUUACUGACGCAGACAACUUUGGAAUUAAGUUUCCCAUGGACCUGGAUGUGAAGAUCAAAGCUGUUCUUCUUGGAGCCUGUUUCCUCAUUGACUUCAUGUAUUUUGAAAAUAAUCAAAAGAAUAACUGAGAAGAUUGUUCCCUCCUGGGUCUGUUGUUCCAAGGGAAACUGAAGCUUCAGGUCUUUGCUGGACCUUUUCUUGCACUUUGAUACCCAUUAUGGAUAGCAAUAAAAUGCCAUAACAGAGCAGAAA
Messenger RNA from Electrophorus electricus (electric eel), 1375 nucleotides. RefSeq names its product phospholipid scramblase 1-like. Gene Ontology annotation, molecular function: phospholipid scramblase activity. The record is from RefSeq and is a predicted model, not a curated record. NCBI's taxonomy places the organism in Eukaryota, Metazoa, Chordata, Actinopteri, Gymnotiformes, Gymnotidae. Gene Ontology annotation, cellular component: plasma membrane. Gene Ontology annotation, biological process: plasma membrane phospholipid scrambling.